Colletotrichum costaricense is the source of this 324-nucleotide messenger RNA. RefSeq lists its product as uncharacterized. The record is from RefSeq and is a predicted model, not a curated record. Bases 1 to 324 code for a protein of 107 amino acids. NCBI's taxonomy places the organism in Eukaryota, Fungi, Ascomycota, Sordariomycetes, Glomerellales, Glomerellaceae. The transcript has 2 exons.
AUGAUCAAGCAGUACUUUGCCGAGGUUCGCCUUUUGACCAAAGAUGUAUACAUCUGGUGGUUUCGCCAUAAUAUCUGGGUCAUCAUACCUGAGGACAGCAGAAUGGGAUAUGCCAUGACAGCCCAUACCGAUCUCGUCCGGGAUCAACCCCACCAGCCCACCACCGAGAUCCUGUUCAAGGACAUUGUCGUGAGAAGACUUGGGACCGACCCACAGACCCUCAAGGACUUUUUCUUCGACCGCUGUAUCACCACCAAGGGCCAGGAGAAACUCCACGCCGAAGAGAUCAUGGGUGCUGUCGCCGGCCCCGUUGACGACGAUUGA